Trichoplusia ni (cabbage looper) is the source of this 3251-nucleotide messenger RNA. It is a transcript of the gene Cnb, whose product is annotated as spindle pole body component 110. Bases 201 to 2933 code for a protein of 910 amino acids. The record is from RefSeq and is a predicted model, not a curated record. Gene Ontology annotation, cellular component: centriole; centrosome. Gene Ontology annotation, biological process: centriole replication; regulation of cilium assembly; centrosome separation. NCBI's taxonomy places the organism in Eukaryota, Metazoa, Arthropoda, Insecta, Lepidoptera, Noctuidae. The transcript is spliced from 9 exons.
ACCGGUUGACGCUUGACAACUAACGUCUAACAGAAUCUGGAUUUGGAUUUGCAAACAAAACAAACGGAAACGGUUGUUUCGUUCGUAACAUAUAGAUUUAGCUAUUUUGUUUAAACUAUUUAGCCACGAUAAUAUAGGUUGAGCAGUAAUUCAUAUAAUGGCUCCAGAUUCUUUAAAAGUGAAACUCAUUUGUUGUUGUGAUGAGUGAGACCGACGACACAGAUGUUCUCUUGCUGAUUCCACCUAAUUUUUUCCUAGUGCAAAGCUCCGGCUCAGACGAUUCUCUGCUGGAGUCUUCUAGGACUGUUGUUCAUAAGCCCGCAUCGUGUACAGCACAAGUUCUCGGUAAAUUAGUUGGGCAAGUACACACCUUAGAAACUAGGUUAGAAAGUUUGGAACUAAACAGUGAUGUUUCCAGCUACGGUACUAUAAGAAGGCCUAAGACUUGGGAUACGACUGAUAGCAUCGACAGCCGAAGCUUAGACAGAAAGAGCUUUACAUUCCCACGAAGGCGUAAGAGAAAGUCAAGGAAACAACGUAGUCGUGAUGGUGAUUUGUCUUUGACAAGCUUAGACUCGAUCAGCACUCGCGGGAAACACAUCCCUCCUCUAAAACUCCAUGAAUUGGAGCAGUAUUGCCCAAAGCCUGCCCACAUCUUAAAUGAUAUUCAAAGUAUGGAUGGAGAUAUAAGCAGUAUUGUGUCAACUCCCAGUAAAAAGAAUGACAAGUUACUUUUACAUGAAAUAGAUGAAUUUCUUACAAAAGUUGAAAACUACGAGAGUCCAGACACUAAGUACAAAGAUCAAGAAGCAGCAGUUAGUCCAGAGAAUGUAAUAAAGGCCACCGGGGAUUACAUAUCUCAUAAAUUGGACUCAAAGAACAAUGGAGAUGAAGUUAGGCUGCCUAGUGGGCGCAUUGUGUCUAGUAAUAUAUUAGAUAAAUAUAUUUACUUAGUCAAAAGCAACAGUGCUUCAUCAAGAGAAGAGAAGCCUUCAUCUUCUAACUACAAAAGUAACAAUGAGGAAUCCACUGCUAGCCAGUUCGAAAGUACUUCUAAAGCUACUGAAACUUCUAAGCAGGAUACAAGGUCCCCUAGUAUUAGAAAACUUAAUUUCUCUGAGAAGGAUGUCCAACCAACAUCUACCCCGAAAAGACCACAGACCAGUUACUUGGAUACCUUCAGGCCGUCUUCAAACAAGAUUUAUGACAGGGCAUCAAAAGUGUUAGAGCAGUACAAGUCUCAGAGCUACAGCAGGAAUAACCAAGGCUCCAUGACUGAUAGUUACUUGUCACCUAAAAAGGAUGAAUUCAAAAUGCCACAAAUGAGGCCAUUCUACCCUGACAGCAAGGAUGGCAAGCAAAACAAAUACUUGGAGACCAUAGACACGGACCUGCUUAGUUUGAGUGAGCUUUGGGGGGAGAAAGGAGACAGAGGGGAGAAGUAUGACAGUGUUAAGCUGGAGGAAGAAAGACUCAAACGAGAGCACUGUGAAUCCAUGAUACAACAACUACAAAAGAAAAUUCUGGAGCAACAAGAGAAGCUAGCAGUAGCAGUUAAAGUGGACCGUGCGAAAGACGCGGCUAUUGCUAAGCUAAGAGAAGCGUGGCUGAAACUCACUGGCAACUUAGACAAGGCAGAAGAGAGACAUAGAGCAGCAUUGGAUAAGAUGGUCAGAGAGGUGGAGAACUUUCGAGUGGUAGCUGAUGAUGCUCAAAAGAAAACCAGUCACUUUGAAGCAGAACUGUAUAAGGCGUUAGACUUAGCUCACGACUACCAAGAGAAGUGCAAGCAGAUGGCAACAGAGAAGAAAGAAGUGGAAGAGAAGUUGGAGAAGGAAGUAGCGAGCAGAGAUGACGUCAUUAAGAGCAAAGAGAGAGACUUGGAAGUGUUGAAGGAGAAUUACGAGACUAUCAUGAGACUUAACAAGCAGUCUGCUGAUUGUGUUAAAAAUAUUGAACAUGCUUUGGAAAAGGAAAAAAUAGAUCAUGAGGAGACAAAACGGAAAGCAAGUGAGUUGGAUCGUAAGAUACUGUCGCUGGAUGACGAGCUGACAUUAAUGUCUGAGGAGCGAGACCAGUUGAAAGUGAAGGUCAAUGAAGAGAGGUCGAGAUGCAACAUCCUCGAGAGACAGUUGGGUGAUAAGGAAAACCACACUACUGAUCUGAUGAAGAAAUGCGACAACUUGGAAAGCGAAGUGCGAACCCUGCGCAAACAACUAGACCUGCAGAAGACAGAACUAAAGUCUCACUAUCAGAAGCAACUAGAGGACGCGGUGCUGGGGAAGCUGCAGGAGUUCCAGCAGCAGCUGGACCUGGCCGAGCGGGAGAUGGAGGCCGACGCCAGCAGCAAGGAGACUGCUCUAGUUGAUACUUACAACAAACAGAUCGCUAGGAUUGAAGAACAGCACAAACUAGAAAUAAAUGUUUUGGAAGAAAAACAGAGGGAAGAAAUUAAAUUGUACAGACUACAGUUGGCUCAGGCUAGCGAAAAAAUUGGAUUGCUUGAAAGCAAGGUAGACGCUUACCGCCGCCGCCGCGGUCAGAUCGCGUCGCAGCUGCACAGCGUGAUGGAGUCGCAGUGGCGCCAGGCGCUGCUCAUCCUCACCAACGGGAACUCCGGCGUGUCCGCGCUAGACCUCAGCCGCGCCGAUAGCGCUCCCCCGUUGGCCCCGCCGCUGGGCGCACUGCCCGCGCGCGACCUGCUCCGCGGCGACGAGCGACGCGACCGACUCAACCUGGACGGACUCACAGACAACGAACUGCAACAGUACGUUAAACUGCUUCUAACCAAGCCCCCGAACUUUGACGGCAGCGGCGACAACGCGACGGAGCCCAGUCGCGACCUCAACGAGGAGCCCACCAGCGACCGCCCCGAGCGCGGCGACAAGCGCGCCAAGCGGGGCCUGCACAACAAGCCGCCCUGGAAGGCAUAGGCAACGACAUAUACACUUAAAUGUUCUGAUAAUUGGAUUAUAGGAAUAUAAGCCCUAUUUAUAACGAGCAAGGGCUUACAGUGAUAUACUCCAAGACAACCCCACAGCGAUUUAUGGCCUUGAGCGAGCCUGAAUACGUAUGACUUGUUCACAAAAAUUAAAAUAGACUGCACGGAUAGCCGAGUGGUUGAGGUCACCACGCCAAAACCACUGUACGCGUCAUGUCGCAGGAUCGAUCCCUGAGUAGGACAAGUAUUUGUGUGAUCCACGAAUGCUUGUUCUGAGUCUGGGUGUCUUUGUGCAGGUGAUUUGUUUGUU